Molecule: messenger RNA, 1899 nt
Organism: Trypanosoma grayi
Lineage: Eukaryota; Euglenozoa; Kinetoplastea; Trypanosomatida; Trypanosomatidae
Product: putative sec1 family transport protein
Exons: 1
Coding region: 1-1899 (632 amino acids)
Biological process (GO): endoplasmic reticulum to Golgi vesicle-mediated transport; intracellular protein transport
Cellular component (GO): Golgi membrane; cytosol
Molecular function (GO): syntaxin binding
Source: RefSeq, a predicted model, not a curated record
AUGAUAGGUCAGAAUAAUAAGCACUUUCUGCGGCAGCGGCAGAAGGAGGUCAUUAGGGCGAUGAUCUCCUCCUCCGUCCCAUUGACGUCAACGGGAGGAAGCGUGCCGCCGCCGCCGCCGCCGCCGCCCACUGCCGGUGCGGAUGCAGUGAUCAACACGGCGUGGCGUCUUCUCAUAUACGACGAUAUUGGGCGUGACAUCGUCGCACCGCUGCUGCGUGUGGGUGAUCUGCGGGAACUGGGGGUCACGCUCUACAUGCACAUCAGUGCCAAACGCGACCCUGUGCCAGGCGCCCCAGCCAUUUAUUUCUGUGCUCCGACGGAAGAGAACAUCUGCACUAUUGCCAACGACGCGGUCAAUGAGUUGUACGAGUGGAUGUACGUAAACUUCACAUCACAGGUGCCACGGAAGGGUCUGGAGCUCUUUGCAGAGAGACUGAAUCGUGGCCAACUUCAGAGCAUCCGACACAUCAAAGUCUUUGACCGCACAUUAAACUACGUCGCCCUGGAAAAUGAUCUCUUCGUCUUGAUGCAAAAGAACUCACUUGUGACUCUGAACAGUCGCCACGCAAAGGACGAAGAGGUGGAGGCGCAUUUAAAUGCCGUUGUCCUGGGUAUUUCCCACGUUCUCCUGUCGCAGCAGGUGCUGCCUGUUAUUGUGCAUAGCAAAACGGGAGCCGCAGAGGAGGUUGCGCGGCGUUUGUCGAUUUGCCUCAAUGAUCAUCUCAACGAGCGCACUCUCACACCAGCUUCUUCCGCUGUCCUUGGGCGGCCCUUGUUGCUUAUCGUGGACCGCUCGAGCGAUCUGGCGACGAUGCUGCACCACCCUUUUUCCUACCGUGGAUUGCUGGUAGAGGUUGGGAACAUGCACUUGAACAAGGUGACAGUGCAAGGAGAGGAUGGGAAAGAGUCCUCGUUUGAGAUUGACCCCGAUCGUGAUGAGUUCUACCGUGCUAACGCAAAUCUGGACUUCAGCGCUGUCGGUGGCAACAUCGAGGCGGCGCUGAAGCAGUACCGUGAGGAGUACGCGACACUCUCUGACACCACAUACGGCGGGGAAGACGACACUGAUGCCAACUCCAUGUCAAAACUGUUGGCAAACGCUCCGAUGCUUGGGGAGAAGAAACGGAUGCUGGAUGCCCACACAAAGAUGGCGUACAGCUUCCUACACUAUAUUCGCUCAAGCCACCUGGAUCGCUUUCACGGCGUUGAACUUGGUAUUAUUCAGCGUGAAGGCAUAGAUCGGGAGGAGUUUGAGAAGCUCCUGUUGACAGGCUUGGGGACGCUAGAGGACCGCCAGCGACUUUAUCUCAUCGCCUAUCUACUGGAUACUGAAAACGAGAAUGAGGCUGUGCUGCAGAAGUGUGCCGCGUCCUUUGGUGAGGCGCCGUUCCCGGCUUUGGCAUACAUCAAGCAUCUGCGCAACUGGUCACUGGGUGCUGCUAGCCCCACGUCCGGUGAGUCGAGUGCGGCACAAGGGUUUGCGUGGGGUUUGGCUCAGACACUGGCAAAAAACAUUGCAAGUACACUUGGCGCCAACGCAAAAUCGGAACUACCGCUUACAAAACUUGUGGAUGCGCUUCUACAGGAUCCGUCGUCGGCGUCUGGUAGUGGUGCCGGUGCCCGUACAAUGGGCGGUGGUAACAGCCUUCGGGCCAAACUUUUAGAGACGGUAGUUGGGUAUGACCCAAGGACUAGGAAGCCUGUUGAUCUCACCGAGAUGCACUUUUCACAGGCCAUUGUUUUCACUAUCAGUGGAGGUUGCGUGGCGGAAUACGACGACUUAAAGACAUGGGAAGCGGCGCACCCGCGAAAGGCAGUCAGCUACGGCUGCACAGCGCUGCUAACAGGUAGUGAGGCCCUCCAGCAACUCGCAACCUUGGGUGAGGGAGUGACAUGA